AGAUGCACUCUCUUGGCAGAAUUACUGAGUAGCGCCAGAGCCACCUGUCACACUUUCCACUGCACAGUGCACACAUGUCUUCUGGUUGCUCAAAGACACGAACGAAUUAAUUUCCCUCACUAAAGUACAGCUGCUAUGUCUUCGCGCACGGAUACGUUUGGCAGAAACGGCGAAGACUUGUUGCUGGCAUCUUCGACAUGCGGUGAUUCAGCACUUCGUGACCCAUCUUCAGUCUUCGUGGGCUCUCCGGACGCACUCGGUGGCAGAAGUGAGGAUGAGCCAUGGACGCCUCGCGUGCGGCACACGACGUCGCUCGGGAACAUUCAUUCUACCUCCCACUGUCCCACCAUCGAACAUAGGAGCUUUUCAUACCACUAUCCCAGGCGGCGUACUAGUACGGCCACAGAGCAGAAUUCUCCGGUUCCGGGAUACCCUUCAAUUUCAAUGAACAGCAGAACGCGCGGGUCUCGUGAACGCCAAUGGUCAGUCUUUGGACAGCUGAUGGAAAAUGAAGGACAGCUCGCGAGUCCUCUUGUGCAUAAUCCAAGACGUAGCGAGUCGACCGAACGGCCCGGGUCGUGGUCAUCUUCGAUGCAUCUCCCACUAUACGCACCUGCGUCAUCGCUAGGAGACCGGAAUGCGGCCACGGGGAACUCGGACUCGGAGAGCGUCAAUACUCUUGCAGCGCAUACCGCGACAACGAACGUCUCGUGCUGGACUCGAAUAUACACGCGAUUUCCUGUUAUUCCGCUAUUGUGGAAGAACAUCUUAAAGUGCUCCGUAGCAUACUUUCUUGCGUCUCUCUUCACGCUCCAUCCAUAUCUGUCCGACUUUUUUGGUGACCUGACUUCCUAUGGACCAGGAGGGGGCGGGCCAUCGCCUUCGGGGCAUAUGAUUGCCACUAUUGCUGUGUAUUAUAACCCUGCAAAAUCCAUCGGUGGGAUGGUAGAGGCUGAUACGUUCUGCUUCAUUGCUUGGUUGUACACCGCUCUUGUAUGUCUUACUGGGAUGUCUCUAUUCUGGUGGCUGGACGUUCAGCCAGGAUGGGAGGUGGUUGCAGAUUUCGUGCCAAUUCUGUGGGUUGGGUUCUCGAUGUGGGGAUUGUCCUGGAUGAAAGUCUGGAUGUCGAAGCCGACAUUCAAUUCAGCAUGUAACAUGGCAGCAACUGUCCUUUUCAUCGUAAUCGUAAAAGAGGGCGGUUUAUGGACCUUCCUUCAAAUGUCUUCGAUCGUCUUAGUGGGAACACUCAUUUCCAAUCUGGUUUCUUUUACCUUGUGGCCCCAGAGUGCAACGGAUAACCUUCAAGCUAACAUGACGAAGACGUUAGACUCCUUAUCGAUGCUCUUGGGGAUGAUAACCAACAUGUUUCUUCUCGAGGAGCCAAUCCACAGACCGAGUUACGAGAAGAUGCAGAAGGCAGUUGAGAGCCAUCAAUCCACCUUCACGGGUUUGAAGAAGGCUUUUACCGAGGCUGGGUCGGAGCGGUUCAUGAUCCUGGACGACGCCAGCAGUACGCUUGCGAAACAGGCUUAUGAGGACGCUGUGGACAGCCUGACACGACUAGCGCAACAUCUCAAUGGACUCCGAAGUGGAACAAGACUGCAAUACGAGCUGAGCAAGGCUCAAAGCAAGGGGAAGCUAGUUAUCAGGGGAAGCCAUCUCCAAGAUGAUGGGAGCAGUAUUUCACGUAUUUCUGUUGGUCAGGGAAGAUCCCCCAUACCGCCCCGCGACGACUUGGAAGAAGCGCUACUACGAACAGCAGCGGAUAUGUUUGGCGAUCUUAUAGAUGUCACCGGACCACCGUUGAAAGCCCUUUCGACGACUUGCACGUCAUGCCUGAAUAGACUGAGAGAGGCAUUUGUGCAUAGUCAAGGCAUUCAAGGAGAAAGGAUGCACCCUCAAGAUUUCCACACAAUUAUCGACGGCAUUGAACGGGCGCUGUACACUUUCGAAAGCACUUCAAACCAUGCAUUUUUACGAUUGUAUAAGCAGAGUAACUGGGCAUCGCCAUCAAGGAGAUCGACGAAUUCGACAAUAGAUAACAGCCAAACAUUGGGAGAUAAUGAGCACAUAUUCAUCGUCUAUUUCUUUAUCUUUACCCUCCAGGAAUUCGCUGGAGAGCUGAUGUGCCUCACAGAUGCCAUGCGAAGGAUAUAUGCCGUGGAAUCAAGCAGAUUCUCGAAGCAAAGUUGGUGGCAAAAAUGCGUAGUCAACGGUCCUAAGUCAAUCUUCUUAUACCUACUCUCCUUCCGACGGCCGUCGGCUCCUGAGAAGCGGGGCGCCACUGGUCUGCAACGUAUUUCGACGUAUUUCAGCGGACACCACCAUCCUAAAGUAUCAUUUCCGAAAGUGCAGCCUCAUGCGCCAAACACUAUUCAGACGCCUGAUCGUUCUGAUCUAAAUUUUUAUGGACGUAUUAAACGAUCGAUGUGGGAAUUAGGUGAUCGACUGAAAGGCCGUAAUGUUAAGUACUCGUUCAAAGUUGGCAUGUCCACCGCGAUGCUGGCAUCUCUGGCGUUUUUCGAUACCACCCGUCCCAUCUUUAUGCAAUAUAGGGGAGAAUGGGCCCUAGUAUCGUUCUUCGUCGUGAUGUCUCCCACUAUUGGGGCGACCAACUUUUUGAGUAUGCACCGAGUGCUUGGUACUUUGAUCGGAGCAGCAGUGGCAGCUGGCGUUUAUACUCUUUUCCACGACAACCCUAUCGUUCUGGCCAUAUUUGGGUUCUUUUUCUCCAUUCCUUGCUUCUACUACAUAGUCGCAAAGCCAGACUAUGCAACAUCAGGGCGCUUCGUGCUGCUGACGUAUAACCUAACUUGCCUAUACUCGUAUAACCUACGCCGGGAGGAUGUUUCUGUCCUCGAAAUCGCUCACCAUAGAUCAGCUGCUGUUAUUGUUGGCGUGCUGUGGGCGCUCUUGGUGUCGCGCUUCUGGUGGCCCUCGGAAGCAAGAAGGGAACUCAGCAAGGGCCUUGGAGAGCUUUGUCUCAACGUGGGAUGGCUGUAUACUCGUUUAGUUGCAUCUAACUCUGGUCUGGAGUUGGAUGACCCAGAGGAAACUGAUCAUGCAGGCGGCGGGAAUGUUGCAUGUGAAGGAACUCCCUUGCUAUCCAAGUCAGCCAGUGCGAUCCUCGGCGACUCUGUCCAAGAAUUCAUGGCAAUGGAACUGCACCUUCAGAUCAAACUAAUUGAGCUGCAAGGACUUCUGGCUCAGACCCAGCACGAACCACGAUUGAAGGGACCCUUUCCUGUUAUGCUUUACCGCUUGAUAUUGACGAGUUUACAAACAAUACUCGACAAGUUGCAUAGCAUGCGCUGUGUGACGACGCGGGAGGAAUGGUUCACGGACGUCAGAAGGGAUUUCAUCCUUCCAGUCAACAAAGAGCGGCGGGAAAUGGCCGGCAACAUCGUCCUGUACUUUUCAGUUUUGGCAUCCGCUUUUCGUCUGAAAGCUCCCUUACCGCCGUAUCUGCCGCCAGCAGAGGAAGCACGACAACGCUUGGUGGAUGCAAUUCGGCAGCUCGAUGUUGUGAAGAACAGGGAUGUCAAGGCAUCCAAACAACUGCUGUUCUUUGCCUACGCCCUCACGAUGAAAGGUGUUACGCAAGAGUUGGACUACCUUGGCCGUACGCUGCAGGACGCGUUUGGUGUUAUCGGACAGACUGUCGAAGAAUUCGACGCGUUAUUCACGGAUGCGGACGUGGAGAGGAACGAUGGCGUUUCGCUUGCUUGAGUGUGUUGCUGUACACAUAACCGGACCUUGCGCUUUCGGCAUGUGUUCUGGGAGGACCAACGUAGACAAUGAAAUGUUGGGGGCGACCUGCAUCCGAGUCGGCUGUUUCCGUCGUAGCGCUGAAAUUGUAAAACGCAUUCAGCUGACCCAACACAAGG
Pisolithus orientalis is the source of this 3887-nucleotide messenger RNA. Its product is annotated as Fusaric acid resistance protein-like-domain-containing protein. NCBI's taxonomy places the organism in Eukaryota, Fungi, Basidiomycota, Agaricomycetes, Boletales, Pisolithaceae. Bases 136 to 3729 code for a protein of 1197 amino acids. The record is from RefSeq and is a predicted model, not a curated record. The transcript is spliced from 18 exons.